GACGCUUGUUUACGUUUAGUUUGCAUUCCUUUGCAGCUUCGGUUCCGAUUUUAGUUUAGAUUUUCCUUUUUUUAUCUUUCUAAUUUAUAAUUUCCAUCACGCUGCUGCAAUGGCAGCAGCCGCUCCAGAAAAGGAAACUGCGCUCAAAAAACGCAUCCUUCCCCGCGGUUUACAGAAACUCAUCGAGCAAUGUUUGAAAAUUUACCCCGACCAAACGAACCCGCUGCAGGUGACGACCGUGCUGAAGUAUUGGCUCGGCGGACAAGAUCCGUUGGAUUACAUCAGCAUGUAUCAUAAUGCCGGCGAUCCGGAGCAAAACAUCCCGCCCCAUUGGCACUACGUAAGCUUCGGUCUGUCCGACCUACACGGCGACGGGCGGGUGCAUCUGGCCGACACUUCCGGCGGUCUUGAGCCACGCUCUGGCAUGGGCUUUGAACUUACCUUCCGGCUGGUAAAGUCCCCCGACGCGGCGGCCAACGAGCGGCCACCGACCUGGCCUGCGAACCUGCUGCAAUCGCUCGCCAAGUACGUGUUCCAGUCGGGCAAUCGGCUCUGCACCGGCGACAACAUCCCCUGGCGUCGAUCGCUCGACGGAAGCAAGGACAGCAACACGGCCAUCCAGCACAUGCUAAUAGCGGAAGACCCUCAGCUCCCGCGGACGGAAACACCGUUCGGUUGGGUGGACUUCCUGCAGAUCGUGGGCGUGACGAGCGAGGAGCUGGAGCAAGCGUCCCGCUGGAACGGGAAGGGUAUGCUGAAUCUGCUGACAAAAGAUCCGGCCACGGGCGGCCCCUGGCUGAUCACGGAUAUGGCCCGAUCGAGCAGCGUGUUCGAGCAGUUCCCCGAGACGCUCCGCCAGUUGGAGCUCGAUCUGGAAAAGGAAGGAUCCGAUCUGGCCGGUGUGAAUGCGGACUUUACCUUCAAAGAGCUCGCCAAAGGUGCACUCACCGUGGCCGUCAAAAAGGAGGUGCUCGAUCCGGACGAAGAGCUGUCCCGCUCCAUCUCGUCCUGCAACAUUGCGGUGAAGGAGGAAGCGCCCGAAAAGGAUACGCUGGAACAGUCGACCGGUUCGACGUCCUCGGAUAUGGUGAAUCCGUUCGACAAUCCGAACAUUCCGUCCCGUGUCUUCCCGCUGACCGGCAUCGAGCUGACGCUGGCACCGUACGCCGCCAAAUUCCUCAUGCUUGCCGUGCGCGAUCGCAUCCGGCACGGGCGACACUUUACCUUCAAGGCGCAGCAUAUGGCCGUCACGUUCGUGGCCGAAUCGGUGACCGGCUCGAUCGUGAACCGCCAAACGCCGUACGCGGUGCUCGGCAGCUGGGUGCAGAUACUGAUCCCGAACCGGCUGGUGCCGCGCAUGGUCGAACGCUUCGGCGAGCUGAACACGCGCAGCGCGGACGGGCUGAAAAUUCCACUAACGUACGAAUGGCCGGAACAGAAUCUUAAGUUUAUCAUCGACAAUCCGCCACCGGAGCUGCUGAACCAGCAGGGACCGAUACUGGCGUAAUGGGGGGUGGCAUUUUCUUAUCUUUCCCAUGGGUAUUACUACUUACGAGUGCCUUGAUAUUGCUGCGCUUCCACCCAACCACAGGAUUGGUGGUGCGCAGGUUUAGCUUUAGUUCGUACAAGUGAAACUCUGACAAUUUCUUACUUCUUUGAACUUAAUAAAAAUCUCAGCACUUUAGUACUGAUAAUGAAA
Anopheles arabiensis is the source of this 1699-nucleotide messenger RNA. RefSeq names its product suppressor of fused homolog (gene Su(fu)). Gene Ontology annotation, cellular component: nucleus; cytoplasm. The record is from RefSeq and is a predicted model, not a curated record. Lineage: Eukaryota; Metazoa; Arthropoda; Insecta; Diptera; Culicidae. The transcript has 2 exons. The coding region runs from base 110 to 1507 and encodes 465 amino acids. Gene Ontology annotation, molecular function: transcription factor binding.